AUGGCGAACAUGACAUGGGACAACACGCUUGCUGCCUACACCCAUAGCUAUGUGAACCAACGGGUCGAUGAUUGCAGCCUCAUGCACUCCAAUGGACCCUAUGGCAAGAACCUUGCCAAGGGCACCAGCACGUUCACUGGCACCUAUGCCAUUAGCUUGUGGGUCGCAGAGAAGCAGAACUGCAAUUACAACACCAACACUUGCGCGAGCGGGUGCGAUUUUGGAGAUGCGAGCGAUGGAGAGCAGUGGCAAAGACAUGUCACGGCUACCGUUGGGGCACAGCGAGACCGAAGGGGACAAUUUGAAGCCGCGACUGGCUACUUUGUUGUGAAGUUGCUAGAAGUGGUGAGAGGCAAUCGCGUCGGAGGUGCGACCACCGGUGCUGGUCGCGGAGAGGGCGCGGCGCGUGGAGAGUUGUCUCCGCUGAAAGCUGGCCGAAAUCUCUCCCUCUCUCCUACGUGA
Molecule: messenger RNA, 462 nt
Organism: Eucalyptus grandis
Lineage: Eukaryota; Viridiplantae; Streptophyta; Magnoliopsida; Myrtales; Myrtaceae
Product: pathogenesis-related leaf protein 4-like
Exons: 2
Coding region: 1-462 (153 amino acids)
Source: RefSeq, a predicted model, not a curated record